This is a messenger RNA of Prionailurus viverrinus (fishing cat), 547 nucleotides long. RefSeq names its product ribosomal protein lateral stalk subunit P2 (gene RPLP2). The record is from RefSeq and is a predicted model, not a curated record. The coding region runs from base 163 to 510 and encodes 115 amino acids. Gene Ontology annotation, cellular component: ribosome; cytosolic large ribosomal subunit. Gene Ontology annotation, biological process: cytoplasmic translational elongation. NCBI's taxonomy places the organism in Eukaryota, Metazoa, Chordata, Mammalia, Carnivora, Felidae. The transcript is spliced from 5 exons. Gene Ontology annotation, molecular function: structural constituent of ribosome.
GCCUGGGCGCCCUGUGACGUCACUCGGAGGCGCCCUCGCGGCGCGGCACGCGGAUCCCGGGGGCUUCUGGGUAGCGGAUUACCCCCGCCCCCCGCGCCUGCGACUUCCUUUCCGUCCCUGACGCCGCCGAGGUCGCACGCGUGAGGCUAGUCCGCCGCCGAGAUGCGCUACGUCGCCUCCUAUCUGCUGGCCGCCCUCGGGGGCAAUGCCUCCCCCAGUGCCAAGGACAUCAAGAAGAUUCUGGACAGCGUGGGCAUCGAGGCGGACGACGACCGGCUCAACAAGGUCAUCAGUGAGCUGAACGGAAAAAACAUCGAAGACGUCAUUGCCCAGGGUAUUGGCAAGCUGGCCAGUGUGCCUGCUGGUGGGGCGGUGGCCGUCUCUGCUGCCCCAGGAUCUGCAGCUCCCGCUGCUGGUUCCACCCCAGCUGCAGCAGAGGAGAAGAAAGACGAGAAGAAGGAAGAAUCAGAGGAGUCGGAUGAUGACAUGGGAUUUGGCUUGUUUGAUUAGAGUCCUGCUCUCCUGCAAAUAAAACCCUUUUUACGUA